Molecule: messenger RNA, 895 nt
Organism: Papaver somniferum (opium poppy)
Lineage: Eukaryota; Viridiplantae; Streptophyta; Magnoliopsida; Ranunculales; Papaveraceae
Product: F-box protein SKIP28-like
Exons: 2
Coding region: 26-385 (119 amino acids)
Cellular component (GO): cytoplasm
Source: RefSeq, a predicted model, not a curated record
UUAUCCUUGGUACUAUCUUCUGUCAAUGAAAGAAGUUUGCAGAUCCUUAAGAUUUACAGUGGAUGAUGAUUUAUUGCUAUGGCUUGAUAUUGAGAUCAAAUCGCCUCUGAACCGGCGCAUUAACAACGAUAUCUUGCUCGAUAUAACUUCGAAAGCGCAAGGGAGAUUGAGAAGUUUAGCUCUGAUUAAUUGUGUUGGAAUCACAGAUGAUGGACUUCAAAGAGUCAUUCAGGACAAUCUUCUUAUCAACAAGCUAUGUGUACCAGCAUGCACAAGAUUGACACCUGAUGGCAUUGUGAGGAUAGUCAAGAAGUUAACAGAUGGAACUAACGAGCAUAAUUUGAGGUACUUGAGACUUUGCUGUAUCCCCAACUUAACAAAGUAACACCUCCAAGUUCUCAACUCAUGUUUGCUGCAACAUAAGAGCGCCACCAGCAGCGAUCAACUGCAUAUAUAUUACACACUAAUUGAUUACAACAAACAACACACACAAUCGAACGAUGAGGUUGAAGCUAAUGAUAAUCAUAUUGAUGUAGAAAUCUGCCCCAAAUGCGAGAAUGUGCGCUUAGUGUUUGACUGUCCAAAAGAGAGCUGUGUGAAGAAGAAAAAUGAGAACCCACUGAGGGAAUGUAGAGGAUGUUGUAUUUGCAUUCCAAGGUGUGAAAGUUGCGGUGAGUGUACUGACCAGGCAGAGGAUGAGGUUCAAGAAACUGUUUGCUCUGAUGUUUUGUGUUUGAAUUGUUGGCUUAAUCUACCUAAAUGCAAUCUUUGUAAUAAGCCGUACUGUCCGAGACAUGCUGAUAUCUAUGGCGCAACAGUCACGGCCUUCACCGGCUUUAUUUGUGAUGUAUGUAUGUUUGAAUAUCAAGAAAUCUAAUACAGUAUUUAAGUUCUA